CAUGAUUUCUCAGUUCACCUGAUCUGAGCAUUCGAUCCCAGGAUCAGCACUUAUCAGAGGACGAUCCCCCCGCCUGAGCUGUGUGAAGAUGGCAAGACUCACCGUGUGUCUCUCCGCUUUGCUGGUACUGCUGGUGGCACUGGUCGAUCUGGGUGAAAACAGUCCCAUGAGGCUUUGCUGCACAGAGUACAAUGAACAUCCCAUCCCCAUCAAGAUGCUGAAGCACUACAGAAUUCAGAAGGACACGGAUAUCUGCAACAUCAAUGCAGUGAUUUUCAAGACAGUGAGGGACAGGCGUGUCUGCGGCAAUCCUGACAGCAAGUGGGUCCAGGAUGGCAUAAAGUUCAUAGAACAGAACAAAGCUAAAGGCCAACACUGAGCAGCGGCAACACUGAUGGAAGACACCUGACAAAAUCAACUUGAAGACAUUCAAGACAAAUAUAAUAUCUUGCCUUUAACCUUUGUAAAACCAUAUAAAACCUAUUUUUCUGAAUUAAUGUCAUAUAUUCUAAAAUAACAUGCUGAUUUCUUGU
Molecule: messenger RNA, 533 nt
Organism: Myripristis murdjan (pinecone soldierfish)
Lineage: Eukaryota; Metazoa; Chordata; Actinopteri; Holocentriformes; Holocentridae
Gene: ccl20a.4
Product: chemokine (C-C motif) ligand 20a, duplicate 4
Exons: 4
Coding region: 89-379 (96 amino acids)
Biological process (GO): immune response
Cellular component (GO): extracellular region
Molecular function (GO): chemokine activity
Source: RefSeq, a predicted model, not a curated record